Messenger RNA from Melopsittacus undulatus (budgerigar), 351 nucleotides. RefSeq names its product feather keratin 1-like. Gene Ontology annotation, cellular component: intermediate filament. The transcript has a single exon. Bases 1 to 351 code for a protein of 116 amino acids. The record is from RefSeq and is a predicted model, not a curated record. NCBI's taxonomy places the organism in Eukaryota, Metazoa, Chordata, Aves, Psittaciformes, Psittaculidae. Gene Ontology annotation, molecular function: structural constituent of cytoskeleton.
AUGUCCUGCUCGGACCUGUGUCCUCCCACCUCCUGUGGGCCAACCCCACUGGCAAAUAGUUGCAAUGAGCCCUGUGUCAGGCAGUGCCAGGACUCGACAUAUGUGAUCCAGCCCUCUCCUGUGGUGGUGACCCUGCCCGGACCCAUCCUCAGCUCCUUCCCACAGAACACUGCUGUGGGAUCCUCCAUCUCUGCUGCUGUUGGCAGCACUCUCAAUGCUGGAGGGGUGCCCAUCUCCUCUGGCAGCUCCUCAGGAUUAGGGAGCUUUGGCUAUCCAGGCCUGGGCAGUGGGUACAGUCGGCCUUACCAUCGCUACAACACCUACCGCAGUGGCUUUAGUGAGCCAUGUUAA